GGCGGCGGCGGCAGUGCACCGGAGCAGUGCAAGUCAGAGGCGAGGAGGGAAAAACCGGCGCGCACCGUCUGCAGUAGGAAACGCCGAGCGGAGCGAGCCCUCUCCCCAUGCCUGCCCAUCUCGCCCAGGGGGAGUACCCCCCAAAUUUCUCCACUGCCUUUCCUCACGUGGCCCAGAAUGGGGUGGCUAACACGGAGAAGGAUCGUCCCAACAUGGAGAAGGACCAUCCCGUGUAUGAAGAUUUGGGAGCUGGGAGAGGUAUGACGGAUGACAUUUUUGAUGAGACCUAUCGUGAGAAAACGGGCCCCAAGCCUGCCACAGUCUACGUCUGGAGGAACAUCAUCCUCAUGGGACUACUCCACCUAGCUGCCCUGUAUGCCAUUUUCAUCAUUCCUGCCACAAAGUUCGCCACCUUGCUGUGGGGAUUUGUGUACCUCAUCAUAAGCGGCUUGGGAAUCACAGCUGGAGCACACCGUCUUUGGAGUCAUCGGUCUUACAAAGCCAGCUUGCCUCUCCGGAUUGGCUUGGCUAUUGCCAACUCCAUGGCUUUUCAGAAUGAUAUUUAUGAGUGGUCCAGAGACCACCGUGCCCACCACAAAUUCUCCGAAACGGACGCAGAUCCCCACAAUGCAAGUCGGGGCUUUUUCUUCUCCCAUGUCGGCUGGCUGCUGGUACGCAAACACCCAGACGUCAUCGAGAAGGGCAAGAAAUUGGACCUGUCUGACCUGGAGGCAGACAAAGUUGUGAUGUUCCAGAGAAGGUAUUACAAGAUUUCAUUAGUGAUUCUGUGCUUCUUUCUGCCUACCUUUGUGCCUUGGUACUUCUGGGGAGAAACCUUUUGGAACAGCUUCUUGGUGGCCGCCAUCCUCCGCUACGCCAUCAUCCUUAACGGCACGUGGCUGGUGAACAGCGCUGCCCACAUAUAUGGCAAUCGGCCCUACGAUCAACGCAUCAAUCCCCGGGAAAACCGCUUGGUUGUCUUUGCAGCUUUCGGUGAAGGCUUCCACAACUACCAUCACACCUUCCCCUUUGACUACUCCACCAGUGAGUUUGGCUGGCGGUGGAACUUGACCACGACUUUCAUCAACCUCAUGUGCUACCUCGGCUUGGCGAGUGACUGCAAAAGAGUAGACAAGGCAACUGUGCUGGCACGGAAAAUUCGGACUGGGGACGGUAGCCACAAGACUGGUUGAAGGCUUCCCCAUCCCAUGCUCUUGACCACCUCAUCCUUCAAAGAGCCUGGGCAGAAGAUUAAUGUUCCGUUCACUUAACUACCAAGCAGUUAUCAGGAUGCUUUAAGGUGAUGACUCUAACCCCCUGCAGCUCUGUCUUUUGAACCAGUGUAUUUGAGACCUGUAGCUUUUCCUGUACUGGUGUAGGUGAUGCCUUUCUCUCCGUCUCCCUGAUGAAAAAAUGUCUCCGUGUGAGUGUGUGUUUGUGUGUGCUCCAUUUCUCAUUAAGAGCUAGUAGAGCAUCCUGCCCCUGCUGACAUCUCUGUAGCCAAUCAGAGAGGUGAGCUAUCCCCCAAUAUGGCUGCACCAAAGCCGGAGACUUCUUUCCACAGCAAUAGCAGUAGUGGAUGCUGGACGAAGGGCCAGCUGUCUAGCUCUUGAAGCUGGAAAGCUGUCCUUUCUCCAAGUCUCUCUUUCUUGAAGAGAAAUGAGGUGAUCUCUCCUGCCCAGGACUUUGGUGUCUCCUGGAGACAGAGAAGGUGUGUGUGUUAGAGGUUAGAGUAGGAAUAGAAAGGAAAAAGACCUCAAAGGCUGUUCCCUCCCCAGAAAUAGGGGGGAUUGGUUUGGGCAAAUGGAACCGGGGGAAUCUGCCGCCUCUCUGGAGCCGUGGCUGUUCUUCCUCUCCCGUGUCUGGCCUUUGAAAGUGAGAGGCCGACUCUGGAUUCUAAGAAGCCUGCCUAGGAAUGCUGAACAGCAGAGCCCGUGGUUGGUUUCCACAGGAGCAGACUUAGUUGUGGAGACAUGGGCAUGUCAGAGAAUGGGAUUCUUCCUCAGAAAGGAGAAAGAGGGCGGUCGUGGAAGGCAUGGGGACCAAAACUAGACUCAGUCUGGAGAACGGAUUCUUCUUGAGGUGGACAACGGUGCUGCAUGUUUUGUUUUUCCUAUUCAGCAUGCCAUGGUUACUCAUGUUCUAUCUGACCCCGCUAGCGAAGGAUUGAUGUCAAAGGGCCCAGAAGAGCAGCAAUAGGUUCCCUUUGGGGUGCUAUUCUGCAAUGCAGGGGGCAGGCUGCUGAAAGAUCAAGGCAUUUGCCCUUUUUUCCCACUGCUGUAUCAGUUCCCAGGGCAUGGUGGUGCUGUUUUUUUUUAAGCAUUCCUUUUUUUUAAAGCGUGGCUGGAGGGAGAAAUGUAGCUGCCCCUCCCUUCCUUGGCAGGGAGCUUCUGAAAGAAGGCGAAUCAGUCAUUGUGGCCCUGGAGCAAGUGAUGUCAUGGUGUCUGAGGAAGGGGGACUGUUUGCACAGAGACUUGGUAAUUUUUUAAGCCGUGGAAGGUAAGAAAGCAUUCACUCAAAGCAGUCACACACCUGGAGUUACUACAUCAGUAUUUGGGCCUAGUGAGGGGUAAGAGCCCAUAACUGUGGUGAAUGGGAUAGCUAGAAGUGUGGAGGAAUUCGUACCAUCAGCCAUUGUGUGCAAGAGGGAAUCUGGAGAGGUGCCGUUGAUUCAUUCAUUUCAAAAUCUGUGCAGCAGGAGUUCCCCCUUUCUGUCCCUCUCCUCGUCAUGCAGGAUAAGAGAACUUGUGUCUGCACCAUUUCCCUCUUCUACACUAUUAAAGACACAGAAUCUCAGCUGUCCUUUUGUAUCCUGCCACCUUAACAACACAUGAGCAGUUUCAAACACAUACUGCUCUUUGGUUGUCCUACCAAAGCGUCAACAGGAGGGUUAAAGAGCAAACCAAUUCAUGGCGUUGACAGUCCACUGAACAUUGCAGCCAUUCUUAUUCCCCUCUUCUACACUCCGGUAAGGGUGGAGGAAGAGAAUCUGCCGUCCGUUUCUCUAGAUGUGAGCUGGUCAUUGACUAACCUGAAGUCUCAGCUUUAAAAUGAUCCAUUUCAACAGAAAGCAAAACUUAGGCAGAAACGCCCAAGAAAUACCAGUCCCGUACCCUAAAUCAGUGUAUCCAAGCCCCUGAAGCCUUCGUGCUGGGACGUGCCCGAGCAUGAACUGGGCGACCAGCCAAAGCAUUUCUGAUUGCACCAGCUUACUUCUCCCUUGGCCAGAUACAAAGACGUCAACAUCAAGCCGUAGCUGGGUUAGCAUGAAGGGAGCAGCGUUCAUAUGGCCUGCAGGCAUUCGAAAAAGGGCUCCUGGACGGAUUCGAAGGAAGCACCUUUGUUGCAAGGAAAAAGUCAAAGGACUCUGGACUCUUUAGUUGAGAUAGUUGGGGGUGGGUGGUCUGUACAAUUAUUGCAGAGUACUUCUUUGUGUAACGCAGAUGUAACUUCAGGAAUUCAUUGUCAUCAGGGGCCACUUGCGUUGUUGGCUCCAAAGGGAAUUAGGCAAAUGAUUUGGUAUGCCUCUGAAUUCCUGUCUGUGUAGGAAAGGGAGCUUCAUGCCCUACUUGAGGGCUUUCCAGAAACUUCUGGGAUGGAAACAGGGAGCCAGUUGAGGUGGCCUGACCCGACAGGGCUCUUGUUGUGUUCCGAUUGCUCCCGAGGAGAAACUCAGCCAAGAUGUGUUCACUGCAGACAAGGAGACUUGGCAUCAGCUGUGGAGCUUUUUCCCUAGCGGGCCCUUGAAACCAGAGAAUAACAAACCUCUCCUAGCUCGAGACCGAUUGUGCCACCUGAGAACCUUCAUCAUUUUUAGUGCUUGGUACAAGGAAGUGCUUCUGCACUUUCACCCUCUCACUGAACCGGCUUGCAAUGUGAAGAGCCACAACCUGAAGCAGGCUUUCUUGUCCUGCAAACACCCUUAAUUCAUUUCCUCUUCCUUUGUUUAAGUGUACCUUUGGUGAACAGGCUUACAGUAGAGAGUUUUGCUAGCUUUUGACACAUUAUCUUUUUAGGGUGAACACCUCUGACUUCUGGGGCGUGCACCUAAAAAGGAAAAUCAUGAAUGUGGCCAAUCGGUGUUUGGAGAAUGUGUCGGACGGCCAGCAUUGGUUGCAGUUAGCUGGAGCAUGGAGACUUCGUGGCAUACAUUUGUCAUGGAUGAAAGAAUCUGACUUCCUCAGAAACAACUCGAAGGUUCCUGUAGUGUGUCUCCUUUCCCCAAAAUUAGUGUUGAAUUUGCUACAGGCCAUCCAGGAUUCAGUAGGUGUAUUGAUGGAACGCCUGCCCCCCUUUGUGCAAAGAUGCACUCAGCUAAGUUGUGCAUUGGGUUCAUUGUAUUGCUGAGCCAAACUCUCAUGCAAAAACCUUUUAACUGCAAGAAAGGGGUUCGGGGGUGGGGGACAGAGUGUGUUCCAAAAUUUUGCUUAAUUUAUCUCCUGUUUGCUGACCCCUUAUCUGUUUUCCUUGGUGCCCUCCCCCCGCAAGAGAAUUGUUAACAGAGCGAUUACUAUAUGAGUCCAUCAGAUUUGGGCACAUCAGAAGGGAGAGCAAUGCUUCCUCUGGUUGAGGGUACUUUUUCACCCUCCUGUGGCAGUUUUGUUGACCAAACAAGGGGCCGUGUUUUAUAAGGAGCAAAACUUGUCACACUAUA
This is a messenger RNA of Eublepharis macularius, 4654 nucleotides long. RefSeq names its product acyl-CoA desaturase-like. The record is from RefSeq and is a predicted model, not a curated record. Lineage: Eukaryota; Metazoa; Chordata; Lepidosauria; Squamata; Eublepharidae. The transcript has 6 exons. Bases 108 to 1193 code for a protein of 361 amino acids. Gene Ontology annotation, cellular component: endoplasmic reticulum membrane. Gene Ontology annotation, molecular function: iron ion binding; stearoyl-CoA 9-desaturase activity; palmitoyl-CoA 9-desaturase activity. Gene Ontology annotation, biological process: unsaturated fatty acid biosynthetic process; response to fatty acid.